Messenger RNA from Tetrahymena thermophila SB210, 963 nucleotides. RefSeq lists its product as hypothetical. Lineage: Eukaryota; Ciliophora; Oligohymenophorea; Hymenostomatida; Tetrahymenidae. The record is from RefSeq and is a predicted model, not a curated record. The transcript has a single exon.
AUGUACGUAUAAUAACAAUAACAACCAGGAUACUAUUAACAACCCUAAGUUGUAUAAAUGCAGCCUAUGCAAGGCCAACCAAUGUAUCCACCUUAACAAUAAAUGUACCAAUAAUAAUAACAACCAGUUUACCAGUAGCAACCUGUUUAUCAGCAAUAGCCUUAAAUGAUGAUGCAACCAUAGGUUAUGGUCUAACCUUAAGUUAUGAUUGCAUAGCCUGUUUAGCCUGUCCUUUAAAUUGCUCAACCAUUACCCGUUGCAAAUCAAAUGAUGCUACCUAAUCAAGGCUAAAUGCAUACUCCAGGAUCUCCUCCUUUCCCUUAAAUUGAUGCUCUCUUAAAUGCUGUCAAAAGUAGUAAUAACUUUACUGUAAGAUAUAUGGAACCUAAUUUCCGCCCAGAAGGAGGUCACAAAUUUGGUAUUUAUGGCAGAGAGAAAUCAGCUCCUUUCGCUUACGGAUUUGCUAACUCCAAAGGGGAAGCUACUAUCGAAGUUGUAGAUUUCCAUGAUCCUUUUGGUGUUAUUCAAGUUAAAAACACAUCUGCCUAAAUAUAUAACUUGUAAACUGGACAAAGAGAUAUGUUUGGAACAGUAGCUUUAAACAGAGGAAGCUGUGGCUCCUUCUAAGUUGCUGCAGAGUAAAAUGGUAACAGAGUUGCUAUUUUCUAAAAUCGUUAAUUUAGUUUUCUUUGCUGCUGUUGCUGUCCUGUUCUUUAUUUACUUGCUUAUAAAUGCUGCACUAAUAGAGCAGAAUUCACAAUAGUCAAUGGUGAUGGUGUCGAAAUCGGAAAUGCCAAAUAUAAAGCUGAUAGUAUUGGUACCUUCAGAGAAGUAGACAUUAAUAUUAACUAAGGAGGUGGCAAUAUAAAUGCUUUUGUCCUCUUAGAAACUCUUUUAUAUUUUACCUAAAAAAUGAAAAACGUACUUAAAGGUGAAGGAGCUGAUGUCUCUUUCGACUUUUGA